This is a messenger RNA of Exophiala mesophila, 1621 nucleotides long. RefSeq lists its product as uncharacterized. The transcript has a single exon. The record is from RefSeq and is a predicted model, not a curated record. Lineage: Eukaryota; Fungi; Ascomycota; Eurotiomycetes; Chaetothyriales; Herpotrichiellaceae. Bases 165 to 728 code for a protein of 187 amino acids.
GCUGAAAUCAAAAUGUCAAACUCGACUCCCAAAUCAGGGGGGGCAUCGAAAGUCCAUCCUUGUCGUAUUGCGGGACGAACGUGCAGAACUUUCCCGUCCAGACCAGGCUUUUAAGUCGUAGCACGUGGAUUCAUUCGACUCAAAGACCUCACUCAUGUUGAAUCAUGUUUUCAACCACGUCUCUCCUUUCCCUACCCUACGAGAUUCGACACCAGAUCUGGCAGCUAGUCAUUUUCAGGCUGCAGCCAUGCGCAUGUCUUGCAGCACCACGUCCACAGGCCUGUACGGUGACGUUAUUACCCAGCAGAUGUAUACAAGAUUUCAAGGUGGACGAGGAAUUCGACAACCGCAUCCUGCGUGUGUGUCGGCAAAUCUGUAACGAGGUCAGGCCGAUGCUGUUGGAGUCACCUCAAGUCUUGACUGUGUGCAACGCGGUGUGUCUGGAUGAAUUGCUGAGAAGCGUCCCCUCGAAACGCAGAGGUCAGUUUCGACGGAUCAGAGUGCGGUUAUAUAUUGGCCAGGUCAAGGAGGAGGACUUGAGAGGAUUAAAGGGGCAAGACUUACUCAGAGAAGCAGAGUCUUGGUGUGGUCCAUUUGUGCAGAUGGCCCUGAGGAAUAUUGGAGUGUCUGACAUCGAGUCUGUAGAUUUGGUUGGGAAUGUUGAAGUUCAUGAGCAAUUGAGAAGGACUGUUUGGGUUGAUAUCCGGCUUAAAGGUCCGGGUUCAUGAUGGGCUUCUUGAAGAGGGACCACAGUUUACGCUGGAUGGGCAACGACAACAAAUGGAUAAGCGCUAGGAAAGAAAAGCGACAUGGGAGGAGGAACAUGGAUGUUUUCGAACCGAGUCCCUCGAAAUUGACCCACUCGUUCACUCUAUAUCUUAGUCACCAAGCUCUCUCCACCGUCAACCAGGUUCCUCGGGUAUUUUUGUUCACUUCUCUCGGUGUUUUGUUGGGUUUCCUCGUCAACCCCAGGGCAUGCAAGUAUUGUCAUCCCUUACCAUCAUCAUAUAACCCCAUCUACGAUUGGCCGACAAUGCCACCCGUCAAAAAGAUAGGUGCCUUGUUGCUGAAAUUCACCACGUCGCCCAUAACCACCUUGGCCGACUCACUCGACACAGCCUUGCCGAUGCUCUCAGCUGAAUCCCAGGUCAAGAUGGCGCCAUAGGUGUAUGUUUGUGAGCCAUCUGGGCCAGGGUUGAACUUGACCACAGUCCAGUUUUUCAAGCCGUAUGGUCCCCAUUUCUCUGCCACCAAAGGCAUAUGUGUCUUGAGGUAGUAGUCGAGGUCGAAUGUCGAGUCGCCCUCGGCAGGGUAGAGGACAGUAGCGUUGGCUGACAUGUUGGUGGUGGUGGAGGAGGAGGAGGAGUCUUGGGUUGGUUGUAUUAGGGUUUGGGGGGGAUUCAGAGUGUGAGAUGGGAUUGAAUGGUGGGUGAUGAGAGACGGGAAACGGAUGAAGGGGCACGCAGGACUUGAGAGACCUCAGGAGACCUCAGGUGGCCUGGUGGUAUUUGUAUUCCCCGUCAGAGAGCAUGCUGGAAAACCUCGGGGCAAUGGUAGUGAUCCUACGUGAUGUGCGACUCGCCAUCCCCUCCAAAGGUAGACUCUAGUAGCAUAAAUGUUG